Messenger RNA from Pongo pygmaeus (Bornean orangutan), 4133 nucleotides. It is a transcript of the gene MGST1, whose product is annotated as microsomal glutathione S-transferase 1. Lineage: Eukaryota; Metazoa; Chordata; Mammalia; Primates; Hominidae. The transcript is spliced from 4 exons. The record is from RefSeq and is a predicted model, not a curated record. Bases 172 to 618 code for a protein of 148 amino acids. Gene Ontology annotation, cellular component: mitochondrion; membrane. Gene Ontology annotation, molecular function: glutathione transferase activity.
GGUCGGGCUUUAAACGUGGGAGGGCUAAUUAAUAGAAGAUUAACUGGAGAGGGGCGGCGCCUGCGUCCGGCCCGCGCGGCCACAGUCCCUGCAUUGCGCGCGACCCGGCGGCGGGACAGGCUUGCUGCUUCCUCCUCCUCGGCCUCACCAUUCCAGACCAAAAUUGAAAAAAUGGUUGACCUCACCCAGGUAAUGGACGAUGAAGUAUUCAUGGCUUUUGCAUCCUAUGCAACAAUUAUUCUUUCAAAAAUGAUGCUUAUGAGUACCGCAACUGCAUUUUAUAGAUUGAGAAGAAAGGUUUUUGCCAAUCCAGAAGACUGUGUAACAUUUGGCAAAGGAGAAAAUGCCAAGAAGUAUCUUCGAACAGAUGACAGAGUAGAACGUGUACGCAGGGCACAGGAGAUCUUAGGCCCAGAGAGGCAGAUUCAGAAGAUCCUACAUAUAAAUGAGACUGGAGUGGAAAUGAGAAUGGCGGGAAAUGCAUGGAAACAGACUUGUAACUGUCCCAUGGCCUGGCUGUCCGAAUCCCAGAGGUUAGUCCAUUCUCCUGCUUUGGUCAAGCUGCCCUGGAAGCCUCUCUUAGGCUGCUGUUGGUUCUCUCUGUGGGAUCACUGCUAAAGAUCCCAGAGUCACUCCACAUCCCAGUGUUCUGCACAUUGCUGUAUGUUGGCUUGUGUGACCAAACAGCAUGUUUGGUGAGUGUGGUUUUAAACCAAACAGAGUUAGAGGAAUCAAAUAUUAAAUGGCAUAAGACUAAGAUAAUCUGACACAUCCAUUAUUCACUUCAAGAUGGAGAUAAUCUCUCUUCAGUGAAACUAAAAACCUCACAGUCUGUUGGCCACAGCACCCCACAGUCAAUUCACCUUUACACUUGGAAUGACUCUGCAAUUGAGACUGGCAAGGCCAAGUCUGAUGACGCAGGACCCUCACCACUGUGGGUGCUUGGAUAGGUAUAGUCAAUGCUUAUAUUUGUAUUUUUUUUCCUGUUUCUUGGGCUAUCCAAUCAUUCUUCUGACUGAUAUAUUCUCCCUUUCACUAUAUUAAAACACAAAGAGGCUACUUCUUGGAUCUUACCAAUCAGGAAGUGACUUGGUAUGUCUAUGCUGAGUUUAGCUAGGAGGUUAACGAUCAAAAGGUAAUUGUACAAUCUCUGAUCCCUAGUUAUCAGGGAGACCUCUCAAAACCCCUAAGCACUACUGACUGCCACCUUCCCGAUCUAACAUUCAAUGAUUCUAAGGCCAGAAGUUUUGCUAGGCAGUGAGGAGAAGGGAAUGGAGUUUCUGACAACCAAAGUGUUAAAUUUUAAUGCAGUAAGGCCCAGUCCUAGGGAAUCCUGAUGGGUUCUAUAAACCGUUCACCCUAGAGCUCUACUUUAUAAAUAAAGAAACCAAAAAGAAAGUUUUCUGAGUUGCACAGUUGCAUCACACUGAUUCUUCACGGAGGCAGAUGGUGAGAAGUGAGGCAAUUUGCCUUGGGAGUCUUUACAAUCCAUUUAGAAACAGCAGCACAAAAAUCCUAUGAUCAUCUCCCCUCUGCCAGCCUGAAAUGUCAGCCCUGUGGGAAGCUGAUAGGUGUUCCUGCCAUCAGCUAAAGCGGCACCUCUACAUUCAUACAUUUCAGGGUACUUUAUUCACUAUAUAUUCUGUGUAAACUGUUGGAUUUGACAAGGAGGAGUUGUCGAAGGCAGACUACUGGGAAGGGGCCGUGUUGGGUUGAAUUUGGCACCAAUCUCUCAUACUUGACAGCUCAUGUACAAGAUUGUGGAUGAGCUAUAGGACCUAUGAGCCUCCUCAGUCAGCAAGCACAGGCCCUAAGUCACAUUUAAUUCAGAAAGCCCUGACAGCCCUGCAUAAAAUGUGAGCCGUAAAAUGGAGAGAUAGGAGCUGUGUGCAAGAGUAGACCAUUUAAGUUAUUUCCUUUUACUGAAGUUUUGGAAAACAUGAACCAGGACAAUACAGACUGAUAUACCACAAAGAGAUCUGUAUUAGUAACUUCAAGAAAAUAAUCCAAAUAAUCCACACUUUAAGCCAGACAUAAUUUUUAAUGACCCCAAACUAAGAGGGACAUCAGUGGAGAGUUAGAGGCUGCCUAAAGUUCUUAGUCUUUUAGCCUAAGUCAUUCGUAUCUAUACCUAUAUGUUUAUAGAAGCAAAACCACCCAAAAUAAAGAGAAUAGUGAAGGACUCAAGCAGUAUGGUAUAGUGAAUAGAUACUGGAUUUGAAAAACACCUAUAUCUGUGUCUUGAGUCUUGAGGCUUUCUGGCUGCCUGAGAUAAUGACUGAGGCUUUAUGCCCCAUCCUUAAUUCUAAAGUGGCAAAAUUAAUACUUUACCUACUGUAUUAAUAGCCACAAUAAUUCUGCAUGAUAAGUCAUCCUAUGACUCAGUGGCUUUGAUCAUGAUUCUGUAGGGUUGAGCUGAUCUUGACUGGGUUUGCUCAUGUGUCUGCUGUCUUACAGGUUAGCCAGGCGGUCCUGCUGAAUAUGUGUCUGGGUCCUCUAAGGAAUCUGAAAAUUGGCUGAAACUUGGCUGAUUCAGAAAGAUCUCAACCAGGGUUACUUGGGCAACUCAACUCUAUCCCAUGCAUCUUAUCCUCUAGUACAGUGCUCAGCAAACUAUGGACUGUGGGCCAAAUCCAGCCCAUGGGCUGUUUUUAUAAAUAAUGUUUUAUUGGAACACAGCAGUACUUACUUAUUUUUAUAUUUCCUGUAACUGCUUUUGUGUCACAGUGGCAGAGUGGCGUAGUUGAAUUGUUGCAGUGGAGACCACAUGGCUCACAAAACCAAAAAUAUUUACUCUCUGGUGUUUUACAGAAAGUUUUCUGAUUCUUGCUCCAGUAGGUUAGCCUGACUGGGCUAUCACAGCAUAGGAGCAAGAGAGGAAAUGGAACUGUGUAAGUCUCCUUUCAAGAGUCUGCAAUCAUUACAUCCACCAACAUCCCUUUGGCCAGAGAAAGUCACAGGGCUGGCCUCAGAAUUAAAGUGCUGGGAAAUGGACUCAACCCCCUCAGGGAGAUGAACUGCAAAGUCACAUGGCACAGGGGCACGGAUGCACAGAGGCGUGAAGAUUUGGGCCACUUAUACAAUCAAUCUAUUGCACUUGCCUGCUUUGUUAUGCUAGUAUGAGUUUCAAUUCAGACACAUGUAAAAGCAUUUUAUAAACUUUAUGACAUUAUGCAAUUAAAACAGCAUUUAUUCUAAUGUGUCAUAAUUUUAUCAGAUUAGUGGUAAUCUGUGAUAUGCUCAGUAUGAGAGCAGUAGUUACAAACUAAGUAAAAAACACAAUACAGGGUUUAUGAACUUGGCCUUCUCCCUCUCAUUUGCAAUGUGCUGCCUUAGGAAGACAGAUGGGACAAGGAACAAAUAUUUGGACAGCCUUAUCGCCUCUAUAACCAAGUUGGUUCCCAAACUGUGCCCAGUCUGUUCUCUUGAAAUUAUAAUACGCACCCUGCUCCCAACCAAGUGUUUCAUCAAAUUUAAUCAGUUUCUGAUUAUUCACAUAUUAAAUGUAGACCAGAGAAUAUUGCUGGCCCAAAUGUAAAAUUUUUGUGUUAGUGUUUGCUGAAAUAAUUGUAUAUUAUCUUCUAUGGGUCGUAUUAAUCAUGAAAAUAAAGCUGUGCUAAGUUCUUGUUUGAGCUACCCAAUUUAUAACUUGAUAGUGAAAGGAAUAUAAUUUACUUUUUCUUUGUAACUUAUCUUUCAUGACAACAUAGUUAGAGGCUGGAUCCUAGAAUUGAUUCUUAUAAUAGUUUUGCCACUGACACACAUGAGAAACCCAGGCAAGUCACCUACUUAUGCUCUAUUCAUUUCUUCACAUUUAAAAUGAAUACACUGAACUAGAACAAUUUUUGAAAUAUUCUGUGACUCUAAAAAUUCUAUUUACUCUGGAGGCAGGUGUUGGUCUACUCUUUCUCCACUGAUAAAAUAUGGAUAUCAAGAUGUGGAAAUAAUUAUAGCAGAAAGCUUAUAGCCUCUAUUAAUGAGGUCAAACUCAAUUUGAGUUAAAUAGCAUUUUGUGGGUUUAAUGUCUCAGAAUAAUAAUCUUUAAUUUUCUCUGAAUCACCAAUGUGAUGUCACCAAAAAGAAAUGAUUGUUACUUUUCAGAAAAAUUCAAUAAAUGCAUUGAAUUACCUCCA